AUGGAUCACCGCGGCCAGCGGCCCCCACGCUCAGCUCGCCCUCCACACUCUACUUCACCUCCAGUCGACCUCGAUCACCCUAAUGUACCAUAUCGACCGCCACUCAUACAAGAUGCCGGCAGAGGUAUCUCUUUCCAAGACAGAGAGCGUGGUGAUCGCAGCGAACCUCUUGACGAAACGCGUCAACGUUCGUACACGGCAUAUCAGAAUACGUCGCCUUCCAUGCUAGAUCCCUCUGCUGCCGAAAGCGGACUUGCGGACGGUAGAGUGGGCAGGAAGAAGAGUCUUGUCAAGCCCGACCGCGAGAAGAUAGACCCAGGCCAUCGACAGUGGCAUUAUCGUCAUCAUGCUGCCGAAAUGCAAGAUCAGGGAGGUGGCAAGACCGUACCAUCCACUACCGGCAAUGUUCCUAUGAAGCAGCAAAUGCGCCGAGGUCGCUCGAUCCUUGGUCGGGAGGAGGAUCAACAAGAAUCUGGUCUUGCUCUAUUCAAACGCGGGACCUUGCGGAAGAAGGAAGUAGCAACGCCACUAGCUACUAAAGACACCCCCUCAAGGAGCUGUUUGGACGGUUUGGGUCCAGGACCGAAGAAUGCAUGGUUCAUUUAUUGCUAUGUUUUGACCUGCCUUGUCCCACCUUUCCUACUCCGUGUUUGUGGUAUUCGCACCCCGGAACAGCAGCGCGCAUGGCGUGAGAAGAUGGGUCUCAUAGGCAUCAUCGUAUGCCUCAUGGCAGUGGUCGGCUUCAUCACUUUCGGAUUCACAGAGACGGUCUGUGGCACUCCUGCAAAUUCGUUUGUCGCUGGUACCGUCGAGAAUGCGUCAGUUAUCAUCCAUGGCUACGACUACGACUUCUCGAAAUUUAAUCAUCCCGCUGUUGGCGAUUUCAAUGGUCACACUAACCCGUUGUUGGUCGGUAAUUGGAGUGUCGGAGGAGCCGAUAUUUCUUUCAUGUUUCAGAAUACCAACGGCGCUUGCCAGAGCUUCAUCACCAAAGCAGCCAACUCUACCAUUACAGGGAGCACAAAUAAUCUGGAGUGGUAUUUCCCAUGCAACGUCUACAACCAGUAUGGUACAUCGGGUGUCAACUUAACCAAUUACGGCACGAACACGACUUGUCACACCUCCUCUGCGGCGAGACAACAAUUGGCUUCCAUGAAGCCGUUGGGUAGGGUGUCCUACACCUGGGGCAAUGUCAGCAACCCAAAUCGUAAUCUAGCGGUUUAUGAUACAUCAAUCUUCAAUCUCGAUCUGCUGCAAUGGCUCAGUCCAGCUUAUGUCAAUUAUCCAUCCGUCUUUGACGAGAUGAAGCAUGCGAAUGGGACGUUCAAUGGGAAGGACCUCAGCAUGUACUUCCUGCGGACGAACCAGAAGGAACUCGCAAAUUGCCUGAAAGAAACCAUCACAGUUGGAUUUAUCGAUACCGAGACCAUCGGUUGCGUGGCGUCUCAGGUCGUGCUGUACGUCUCCCUGGUCUUCAUCAUCGGUGUCGUCAGUAUCCGCUUCGGCAUUGCGGUAUUCUUCGCGUGGUUUUUCUCGUGGAAGAUUGGCAAUUUCGGCGAAGAGACAUACGAACAGCGGAGGAAACGCGCCUUGGAAAUCGAGAACUGGACGGACAAUAUUUACAGACCUGCACCGAGUCAGUACAGGCCGAAUGUCUACAAGAACGGGGUCGCCAAGGGCGGGAAGCGAAAUAAUUUCCUACCGAGCCAUUCUAGGUUUACACCAGCGGAGAAUAUGAUCAAAGGUCCCGGAGUCAACGGCAGGCAGUCUACCGCAUACGGUAUGCUAGAACCUAUACCAUACAAGAGGAGCGCCACUGCCAGCGUGUAUGGGUCGUCGAGUGCGAGGAGCGUCUCCAAGCUUAUACCUCCCGAUACCCCCGCAUAUCGCCAGUCGAGGACUUCGCUCAUAGAUGGAACCCGGAGCCUGUUUGCCGACAACCAGUGUCCUUUUCCAUUGCACAAUGUCGUUCCCCAACCACCUCCUGACUAUGAACCAUUCAACUACCCUCUCGCCCACACCAUCUGUCUCGUCACUGCAUACUCAGAGUCCGUAGAAGGUCUCCGCACGACGUUAGACUCCCUCGCUACCACGGACUACCCUAAUAGCCACAAGAUUAUCCUGAUCAUCGCAGAUGGCAACGUGAAGGGUGCUGGGAACACAAUGACGACGCCGGAGAUCUGUCUGACGAUGAUGAAAGAGUGCAUCGUCCCGCCGAAUGAGGUGGAACCGCAUUCCUAUGUUGCUAUUGCUGACGGCCAUAAGCGCCACAACAUGGCGAAGGUCUAUGCCGGGUACUACGACUACGACGAUGCGACGGUCGAAAGGUCCAAGCAACAGCGCGUCCCUGUGGUCCUCGUGGCCAAGUGCGGUAACCCUCUCGAGGCGAACGACGCCAAGCCCGGGAAUCGUGGAAAGCGUGACAGUCAAAUUGUGCUCAUGGGCUUCCUCCAGAAGGUCAUGUUCGACGAGCGCAUGACGACGUUCGAGUACGAAUUCUUCAAUUCGAUCUGGCGGGUGACGGGUAUCAGUCCGGAUCGUUACGAGCUGGUACUUUGUGUCGAUGCGGAUACGAAGGUCUUCCCCGAUUCACUAAGCCGGAUGGUGUCUUGUAUGGUUCACGACUACGAAAUCAUGGGCCUUUGCGGUGAGACGAAGAUUGCCAAUAAGGCCGAGACGUGGGUCACCAUGAUGCAAGUCUUCGAGUACUACAUUUCCCAUCACAUGACGAAAGCUUUCGAGUCCAUGUUCGGUGGUGUGACUUGUCUCCCCGGUUGUUUCAGUAUGUACCGUAUCAAGGCACCAAAGGGGGACUCUGGUUACUGGAUUCCGAUUCUGGCGAACCCCGAUAUCGUGGAACACUAUUCGGAGAACGUCGUCGAUACCUUGCACAAGAAGAACUUGCUCCUGCUAGGAGAGGAUCGAUACCUCACAACCCUCCUCCUCAAGACCUUUCCCAAGCGCAAAAAUAUCUUCUGUCCUCAAGCUGUCUGCAAGACAAUCGUACCAGAUACUUUCAAGGUUCUAUUGUCGCAACGUCGUCGUUGGAUCAACUCCACUGUACAUAACCUCGCUGAACUUGUUCUUGUCCGUGAUCUGUGUGGUACCUUUUGUUUCUCUAUGCAGUUCGUUGUCGGCAUGGAGCUUGUUGGAACGCUCGUGCUUCCAGCUGCCAUCUCUUUCACUAUUUAUCUCAUCAUUGAAUCCAUCAUACCCGGUGGUCCUAAUACCACGAUUCCGCUCAUUCUAUUAGCUAUCGUUCUCGGACUGCCUGGCGUCCUCAUCGUGAUCACGACCUUCAAGAUUACGUACGUUGGCUGGAUGAUUGUGUAUUUGCUGACCCUGCCUAUUUGGAACGGUGUCCUGCCGGCGUAUGCCUUCUGGCACUUCGACGACUUCUCGUGGGGUCAGACGCGGCAGAUCUCAGGCGGAAGCAAGAAGGAUACUGGCCAUGGCGAUAAAGAGGGAGAGUUCGAUUCCUCGCAUAUCGUCAUGAAGCGGUGGGCCGAAUUCGAGCGCGAGAGGCGGUGGAAGAGUGGUACGCAGUCGAGAGACUCCACAGUAUUCGAUCAUCGUUCGUAUUCUCCGAAGAGGAGUGACGAUCGUCACUCCUUGGUGUCGGUACCCGACGGGCAGACCUAUCCUCAGCAAUUUGAUGAGAGCACAUACGAAUCCUCGAACAAUGGGUACCCACGUCCACGGUACGACAGCAACCAAUUACUCAUGCUUCCGGCUCCGUUGUCUGUCAACAAUCGUCCAGUUGGUUCGACGUCUGCAUCUGUCUCUACCUCGGGCCUGUCCCGCUCCAGUGAGGAGGGUAACGCGUCCGACAUCGGUUCCCAGCAACGGCUGGUUUCUAGUGCGCAGGAUUAUCAUGAAGGUUACGACAACACGCCGUAUUCUCCCCAGCCAGCCCCAUACCAGGGUGCUGGAUUCGAGGAGAAGGUGUCACGCACCGCGGGGGCGCACAGUGGAGUCCUCCGGCAGGCCACUGUGUCUAACCAGUAUCCAGGAGAGACAUACAAUCCGUACUUCCAACAACCUCCCACUGGGUACGAGGAUACGCCCAUUCCAUUCACCACCGAUCCGGAUGACAUGCCCAUCUUACCCACGCCUGCGUCGCCCGCUCGUACCAGGCAACGUGGCAUCAGCCUAGCGGACAAUGGUCCAGUCCCAGGGCCCGGCGGCGUACGGCGUGUGGCGAGGCAGUCAAACGCCAAACGUGCGUCCUCACAGGCGCCUCCGCAGAAUCGGUAUUCCCGGUCAUCGUCAUCUCCUCACACGAACCUUCCCCCUGGUGCUGCUCCCCCACAGCCUGGCUACGGGUAUUGA
Sparassis crispa is the source of this 4332-nucleotide messenger RNA. Its product is annotated as Chitin synthase 3. The record is from RefSeq and is a predicted model, not a curated record. Gene Ontology annotation, cellular component: cell septum; cell periphery. Gene Ontology annotation, molecular function: chitin synthase activity. Bases 1 to 4332 code for a protein of 1443 amino acids. Lineage: Eukaryota; Fungi; Basidiomycota; Agaricomycetes; Polyporales; Sparassidaceae. The transcript is spliced from 6 exons.